Molecule: messenger RNA, 627 nt
Organism: Plasmodium adleri (nom. inval.)
Lineage: Eukaryota; Apicomplexa; Aconoidasida; Haemosporida; Plasmodiidae
Product: coatomer subunit zeta, putative
Exons: 1
Coding region: 1-627 (208 amino acids)
Biological process (GO): intra-Golgi vesicle-mediated transport; retrograde vesicle-mediated transport, Golgi to endoplasmic reticulum; intracellular protein transport
Cellular component (GO): COPI vesicle coat
Source: RefSeq, a predicted model, not a curated record
AUGAAAAGCGUGUCAAUAAAGCAGUUAGAAGGUAUAAUAAUAUUAGAUAGUGAUGGAAAUAGAAUUGCAGUAAAAUAUUAUAAUGAUAAAUUAAUAUUUAAAGAAGAGAAAUCACAAAAUUUUAAUUGUAGUUAUGAAUCAUUAAAUUAUGGUAUGGACACUUAUAAUGAUUUUAAAACAGUAGAAGAUCAGAAAUUAUUUGAAAAGGAUAUAACAGAAAAGAUAAAAAAAUUAGGUUUAAAUUAUUCAAAUGAAACAGAAAUAUUAUUAUUAAAUAAAUAUGUUAUAUUGUGUUUACCUGUUAAUGAUAUUGUAAUAUAUAUUAUUGGUGAUGAUAAUGAUAAUGAAAUUAUUUUAUAUGAAAUUAUAGAAACAGUACAUCAAGCAUUAAAUAAUAUAACAAAUAAUCAUAUAGGAAAAAAACAACUAAUAGAUAAAUUAGAUUCUGUUUAUUUAAUAUUAGAUGAAAUUGCAGAUAGUGGUAUUAUUAUGGAAACAAAUGCUAAUGUUAUUAUUAAUAGAUUGUAUAUGAAUGAAAGUGAUAUACAAGAACAACAUACACCCUUAAAUCAAGCCAUAUCAUCAGCAAAAGAAAAUAUUAUAAGGAGUUUAUUAAGUGGGGCUUGA